Messenger RNA from Chinchilla lanigera (long-tailed chinchilla), 5817 nucleotides. RefSeq names its product E3 SUMO-protein ligase PIAS2-like. Gene Ontology annotation, biological process: regulation of transcription by RNA polymerase II; protein sumoylation. The record is from RefSeq and is a predicted model, not a curated record. NCBI's taxonomy places the organism in Eukaryota, Metazoa, Chordata, Mammalia, Rodentia, Chinchillidae. Gene Ontology annotation, molecular function: transcription coregulator activity; SUMO ligase activity; zinc ion binding.
GAAGGAGAACAAGGGGAAAGGAAGGAAGAGAAAACAAAACAACAACAACAACAAAAAUAAAAGGAAAAACUGGAAACCAAGCCUUUGUAAAUAAGUAGGACAAGAGAGGAUGUGAGGAUGGGGAGAUUGGUGAAAAUAAGAAUCAGCGUAUGUGCAGGCAGAAACUCUGUGUGAUGAAUGUGACCAUUAUGCACAUCUAAAAUGUACCAAUGAAAUUAAUUGCAAGAGAAGAACAAAGCAAAGAAGACAUUAGCAUAUCUACCCUUCUAAAAAUUAAGUUGAGGCCUUGGGUGUAACUUGGUUAGAGAUCGCUUUUGUAGUACUGUGUAUUUUAAAAAUCUGGUUUAAAAUACAGUAGUACAAAAAAAGAAAUAAAAGAAAAUGAAAUAUAGUUAAGUAGGUGUUAAAUUGUGCUACAUUCAGAAUCAAGAAAAGAUACCUGUAUUUCCCAUUGAAUUAUUCUCAAUAGCCAAGGUGGAAAGCAGCCUAAAUCCACUUUGGUGGUUCUGUGAGUUUAUUUUCACUUACUAUGAAAAAUCACUUGUGGCUCUCGUGCGGGUCACGUGAGGGCCCUGGCGGCGUCUUCAGCGGCUCCUAGUGCAGGAUGGUGCUGGAGGCGGCGCGUUCCUGGCGGCGGCGGGAGGAGGAGCAGUGGCGGCAGCGUGCCCGCGGGCGGUAUCAAAUGUCGGAUUUCGAAGAGUUGAGGAAUAUGGUUUCUAGUUUUAGAGUUUCUGAACUACAAGUAUUGCUAGGCUUUGCUGGACGGAAUAAAAGUGGACGCAAGCAUGACCUCCUGAUGAGGGCCCUGCAUUUAUUGAAGAGCGGCUGCAGCCCUGUGGUUCAGAUUAAAAUCCGAGAAUUAUGUAGACGCCGAUAUCCACGGACUCUUGAAGGGCUCUCUUCUGAUUUAUCUAGAAUCACAUCAUCAGUUUUCAGUUUGGAUGGUAGCUCAUCAGCUGUAGAACCAGAUGCGGCUGUGGCUGGAAUCCACCCGUUGCCUUCCACUUCAGUAACAUCUCUCUCACCGUCCUCUCCUGUUGGUUCUGUGCUACUUCAAGAUACUAAGCCCACUUUUGAGAUGCAGCAACCAUCUCCUCCAGUUCCUCCUGUCCAUCCUGAUGUGCAGUUAAAAAACCUGCCUUUUUAUGAUGUCGUUGAUGUUCUCAUCAAGCCCACAAGUUUAGUUCAAAGCAGUAUUCAACGAUUUCAAGAGAAAUUCUUUAUUUUUGCUCUGACACCUCAGUAGGUUAGAGAAAUAUGCAUAUCGAGGGACUUUUUGCCAGGGGGUCGGAGAGAUUAUACAGUUCAAGUUCAGCUGAGACUUUGCCUGGCAGAGACAAGUUGUCCUCAAGAACAUAACUAUCCCAAUAGUCUGUGUGUAACAGUAAAUAGGAAGCUGUUUCCUUUGCCUGGCUAUGCACCACCACCUAAAAAUGGGAUUGAGCAGAAGCGCCCUGGACACCCCUUAAAUAUUACAUCUUUAGUUAGAUUGUCUUCAGCUAUGCCAAACCAGAUUUCUAUUUCUUGGGCGUCUGAAAUUGAAAAGAAUCAUUCCAUGUCUGUAUAUCUUGUAUGACAACUGACAUCAGCCAUGUUAUUACAGAGAUUAAAAAUGAAAGGUAUUAGAAAUCCUGAUCAUUCCAGAGCACUAAUUAAAGAAAAACUUACUGCAGAUCCUGAUACUGAAAUUGCUACAACUAGUCUUCGAGUGUCCUUGACGUGCCCUCUAGGGAAAAUGAGACUAACAGUCCCGUGCCGUGCAGUGACGUGUACACAUCUGCAGUGUUUGGAUGCUGCCCUUCAUCUACAAAUGAAUGAGAAGAAGCCCACCUGGAUUUGUCCUGUGUGUGACAAAAAAGCUGCCUGCAAAAGUCUAAUAUUAGAUGGGCUUUUUAUGGAAAUUCUCAAUGACUGUUCUGAUGUGGAUGAGAUCAAAUUCCAAGAAGAUGGUUCUUGGUGUCCAAUGAGGCCGAAGAAAGAAGCUAUGAAAGUAUCCAGCCAACCAUGUGCAAAAAUAGAAAGUUCCAGUGUCCUCAGUAAACCUUGUUCAGUUACUGUAGCCAGUGAGACAAGUAAGAAGAAAGUGGAUGUUAUCGACCUAACAAUAGAAAGCUCUUCUGAUGAAGAGGAAGACCCUCCUGCCAAAAGGAAAUGCAUCUUUAUGUCAGAAACACAAAGCAGCCCAACCAAGGACUACUCUGUGCCAUUCCACCACACGCCAGUAUCAAGCAUGUCAUCAGAUUUGCCAGGAGAACAAAGAAGAAAUGCUAUAAAUAAUGAACUGCAGCUUGGAACAUCUUCUGAUACUGUGCAACAGUGAAUACAAAAUAAAACAUAUAAUUUGUAUUUAUGGAGUGGAAAACAGCUUGAUUAUUUCAAGAAAAAAAUAUGACUGCCUUAUUAUUGCUAGUGCCAUAUUGUCAGGUGCGAAUGGUGCUAAAAAGUUGUGUCGUUAAAAUUUGAAAGUGCUAAAACAAUUACAUAUUUAAUCAUGUAGCCAUUAUGUUUUGUGAAAGUCUAUGGAUCAAGUAAGGAAAAACAUGUUGUGAUCAAUGAGGAAAAAAUCUAAAUGAGUCAGUUUCACUUAAUGAAGUAUUUAAAAUUCAAAAAUUAUAAUUUUAUCACUGUUAAUAAAUCAAGCAUUUAGACUGUACCUUGAGAAUUUUUAACACUAGUGGCUUUUUAGUUGAAAAUAAUUGGGUAUUUUUCAACUAUGAAAUUCUUAGGUUAAAAAGUAUAUCAGUAUGUAUGACAGUUGAAACUUACAGUAAAAUUAGGAACUAGCAUUUUGUGACACUUUUAAAAAUUAAUAAAUUUUAAUCACUAUUGCUAUCACUUUAUUUCAUGACUUUUAAUCUACUUAAAAUAUAAAAUGUAAGAUUUUGAUGAUACAAUUUUUUUAUUAGAAGAAAUAACAUCUGAAAUACUAUAUCAGACUGCACUGUUUGGGGCAAAGUGGCUUCUUUGAGAAAUACAUUAAAACCUCAUUGGACUUUGAAUUGACCACCUGUGUAAUGUUUGAAUGACAAUCUAGUUUCAACCAAAAUUUUAGAAAAAUGUGUAUUAUGUCAUUGUGUAAGUCACCAUAUUUUAGUUAUCCCUGGGUAUUAUGAAAAGAUACAGAUGAAGUAAAUCUCUUAAAUCUUUUUCUAAAUAGACUAUUUGUUGGCACAUGUAAAACCAUCAAAGAGAAUUGCAACGUGUCUGAAGAGCUGGAUAUUUUAAAUAAGUAAAGUCUUUGGACUUCAGUGCAUAUCCUUAAGUGAUAGAGCUUCAAAAACAGUUUGAAUAUUAUAUUAAUCCUGUGUUUAUUUAAAUUGAAAUUAAUGAAUGGAAGUAGUUGAACAUCUAGAAAAUGAGUGUUUUCAAGUGACUUGUACACACUAUUCCAUCAGAGAUGUCAAUACUUUAGCUGUAUAAAAACUUUCAGUUAUUAAAAUUGAUUGAAAAAUAUUAAAUGUAAUGGAAAUAUGAAACUAAAAAUGUAUUUAAAAGUAGAAGCUACUAUAAAAAUGAAGAUAAUGUUACACCAUUUGAAGCAAAGCAAAAUCUUUUUGACUUAAAAAUACUGGCUAUCUAAAAUUUUCAGAAAGUAUGUGAGGGCUAUAUAGAUUUUGAAUUACUGUUCAGGAGAAGCAGGGAUAAGAUUUAGUGAACAUUAUCCUUAAUGUGAAGCAAAGUACACUGCUUGAGAGACAUCACUUGCCCACUACCAGCUUUUUGAGGAUGCUCUUGAAAAAGCUCAUUGUGGUUCCCUUUGUCCAUUGGUGGCUCCAAAUACUGUAUCAUAUAGCUAGUAGUAGGUAUAUGAAGUAAACAUGUAUAGCAACAAUUUUUUAAGAUGCUUUAGAAAUUGUUUUCAUACGAUUGGUGCUAAAGUUUGUAUCACUUGAUAAUCAUUUAAAUGUCCUUAUUUAGAGAUUAUAAGGGAAUAAAUAUAAUUUGAAUUUUGGAUGUUAAAAAAAAAAAAAAAAGAAAAAUCACUUCUAUAACUUCAGAGGAAAAAAGGAUUUACUUUGGGUCAGUUUCCUAAGUUCCAGUUUUUUGGUCAACUUAUUUAUUUCUUGUAGUCCUGGGACAAAGCGCAAAAAGGAACAGAGGAGUACAUGGUGAAGCAAAACUUUUCAACCUCAUUUCAUCCCAGGGGGGAGAGUGUGACAGAGAGAGAGACAGGGUGUAAGGAGGACAGCAGUGCACCAUUCUGGAACAGAAUCCCAGUGUCCUUCCUCCAGUACAUCGAUAAACUAAUCUGAGAAGAUGAGACUCUGCACUGUGCACUUAGCCUCAAAACUACCAAGCAGCUUGCAGUGAGACCGUUAGAGCAUGACAUUUAGAGGUCAUUUUACUAAAUGUUGAAAUGCAUAGAAAUGGUGGGUUUUAUUCAUAGUACAGGAUAUUAGUCUCAACAAGAAGGGUUUCCUGCAGUUUAUGACAACAUGAAUUAACUUGGAAAUCAUUAAAUAAAACAUUCCAAACAUGGAAAACUACACAAUCAUCACCUUGUACUUAGUGCCUAGAAUCCUCAACCUAACAGGAGAGAGUUUAAUGAUAAUUGCAAUGUGUGAGUAUUUAAAAAUGAGAUGUUAGUGAAAAGGUACAGUGUUUCGCUGGUGUAGUGCAGCCUCUAAUGAACGUGGGAUGUGUGAACAAAUGAACAAACAAGGCAGAGCCCACUUGACAGGCUUUUGUGAUCACAGCUGGGCAUGUGGUUUAAUGCCUGGGUGCAGGCAGACAGAAAGCAAAAAGACUUUGUGUAGGGAACAAAGAGAAGUGCACCCCUUUUAUAGGGAUGGAAAGAAAGCAGGGGAUGUUAGGGGGAAGAUUUUAAUAAACAUCCAAGGUCAGAGUUCUCUGGUUGUCUUUCACCUCAGUUGGCAAGGUCCUUGAAGAUCCGAUGUAAAUUUUGAGGUGUCUCCAGAUGUCCUCAUGACCCACAAAAUUUCUUGACCUAUCUUGUCAUCUUUACAACAUCCUGUGCUUGCCAAUGACAGCUUUGGUGCUGAGCUGAGUUCCCUGCUGAGAAUAGUGCCUCUGCUGGCAGGCAGGUUGCAGGCUGGGAGAGUCAGGUCUGAUUGGAACCUUACAUCACCAGCUUCUGGAGAUCUCAGGACACAGGGGAUGAUACAGUAUUUCAUAUAAUUCUGAAAUUGUGCAGGGUAUUUUGUACCAUAUUUACCACAUACACUAACUAGACAGGAUUUGGGAAGCAUUUUGCAAUACACACGUUUGGACAUUAUCAGGGACCUGACCAAGAUCCCCAGCUGCCUAUUUGAGGGAUAUGGCAAGGGAUAAAGAAAAAACAGAAACAAAUUUAGUAAUUCAUAUAAAGAGGAGCUAGGAUAUCAGUGCCUCAGGACAGGCAAAGUCAAAGAUCGUCCAGCUCACCACUAUUUUAUUAGCCAGUGCCAGGGGAGGGUUAGGGUGCUUUUCCUGGAAUAGCUUUGAAAUAGUGGUGGGAUGAAGCAAGAUCCAUCCCUCAUGCCUGGGUCCUAGCCCUCCCUGUAUUGUCCUCAGCAGACCUCAUUCUGUCCUGUGAGCCCCACAGCCUCAGUGAUCAUCAGGAUGUCAGCAGUGACCUGGAGAAAGCAGGGUUUUUUAUAUUCCAAAACCUGCCCACAAGGCAGGGCAAGGAGGGCCUGAGACAGAUUCUUCGUCAGUUUGUAGUUGUGGUCCCCAGCAGGACAUACUGUGUCCGUUUUUGUUAGUACACAUUUACAUUGCAGGAAGUUUACAGUCAUCGUGGGGUACAUGUACAUACACAGCUCGAUUCCUUUCUAACCCCUUUCCUCCCACCUCCCUCCACCCUCUAAAUCCCCU